This is a messenger RNA of Zophobas morio, 1815 nucleotides long. RefSeq names its product putative aminopeptidase W07G4.4. Gene Ontology annotation, biological process: proteolysis. Gene Ontology annotation, molecular function: manganese ion binding; metalloaminopeptidase activity. Bases 194 to 1744 code for a protein of 516 amino acids. The transcript has 7 exons. NCBI's taxonomy places the organism in Eukaryota, Metazoa, Arthropoda, Insecta, Coleoptera, Tenebrionidae. The record is from RefSeq and is a predicted model, not a curated record. Gene Ontology annotation, cellular component: cytoplasm.
CCGCCAUCUACCGCCCAGCGUCCCAACCGUCCCACUUUCCCUACAGACCCCUACUCCUCUCUCUCGCACCGCACAACUAAUAUUAUCACCUAAAAAUUUCCUCCCACUCUUCAAUGCAUCUGCUAUUUCUUAAAAUGCUGAAAUCCGCCGCAUAAAAACAACCAGUACACCAGUACUAAGCACAGCAGGCGCCAUGUCGGACAAAGGACCACCGCAAACCAAAGUAGUAGUGGAGACCUCCCUCCAGUCCCCCGACUACGACGGCCUCCUCCUCGUCUCUUCGCCACCCCUGGCGCUAAAAGCCGCCGCCUUGGCCAAAACGCUGAAAGCGGCGAUCGCCCUAGACCCGGCCCUGGAAUCGGAAGUCGCCGUGCUGCCCCUCCCGGACCUGCCCGCCAAGCGCCUCGUUCACGCGCCAACCGGAAAAAUCGACCCGGACUACCACGACGUCAGGGUGUUCCGGGACGCCGCCGUCAAGGGGAUGCAGAGGGCGCUGAAGGCGGGCAUCACAAGGCCGCUUCUGGUGCUCGAGGAGGACCCGGCGUUCGAAAACUCCGAGCUGGUCACGCUGCUCGGAGCGCUCCAGGCGGUUUAUGUGCCAAUUCAAGUCCGAGAAUUCGACCCUUCGAAGAAGUCCCUCAUCACACACCUCGGCGUUUACAGCUCCAACCCCGACAAAACCAAAAAAAUCGUCGACCUCGCUGUCACCCUUGAAAGCGGGCGUCGCGUCGCCUGCGACGUGGGCGACGCCGACCCUGAACGCAUGGCGCCCCCGAGAGUCGAAGAGUACAUCCAGGAGGUCUUCGCCAACAGCAACAUCAAAAUCCACGUGAUCAACAGCCCCCAGCAGCUCGCCAAAGAAUACCCCCUCUUCGACGCCGUCAACCGCGCCGCCUCCGUGGUCAAGCGCCACCACGGCCGCAUCGUUUUCCUGGAGUACGCGCCCCCGGAUCCGUCCAAAAUCAAAGAAACUUUGUACUUGGUGGGCAAGGGGGUGACGUACGACACCGGCGGCACCGAUGUGAAAAUCAACGGGGCCAUGGUGGGAAUGUCGAGGGAUAAGUGUGGGGCGGCGGCGGUGCUGGGUUUCAUGCAGAUCGUGAAAUUGUUGCAACCGGAGGACGUGAAGGUGGUGGUGGGCGUAGGGCUGGUGAGGAAUAGCAUAGGGGCUAAUGGGUAUGUGGCCGAUGAGGUGCUGACGUCCAGGGCUGGAGUCAGGGUUAGAGUGGUCAACACGGAUGCGGAAGGCAGGAUGAUCAUGGCGGAUGUGUUAUGCAAGAUGAAGGAAGCCGCCUUGGAGGCUGUCAACCCGCAUCUCUUCACUGUCGCGACGCUGACGGGACACGCAUUUUUGGCGGUCGGCGAGGGAUACUCCAUCGUGAUGGACAACGGGCCGGCACACAAAUCCGGAAAUUCCGGGCGAGUGCAGCGAGCCGGGGACGCCAUCGGCGACAUUUUCGAAAUUUCGAGAGUGCGCCAAGAGGACUUCCAGAUGCAUAGGGGAGAGUGCGUCGGGGACGACGUGCGCCAGGGCAACAAUCAGCCCUCGUCGAGGACACCUAGGGGACACCAGGGACCUGCCGCAUUCCUCAUCCUCGCCUCGGGAUUGGACAAGCACGGAUCCGGAAAUGACAGGCCGCUGAAAUACAGCCAUCUUGAUAUUGCCGCAUCGGCCGGAGAGUACCCUAAACCGGCCACCGGAGCUCCGGUCCUGGCCUUGGCCAAGGCGUACUUGCUGGGUUAAACUUGUAUUUAUUGACACUGUUUUCUGGAGUUUGUUGUAAUUUCUUUCAAUAAAUGACGGUUUUUAAAAUA